Messenger RNA from Pseudogymnoascus destructans, 2187 nucleotides. RefSeq lists its product as uncharacterized. The coding region runs from base 316 to 2187 and encodes 623 amino acids. The record is from RefSeq and is a predicted model, not a curated record. Lineage: Eukaryota; Fungi; Ascomycota; Leotiomycetes; Thelebolales; Thelebolaceae. Gene Ontology annotation, biological process: negative regulation of silent mating-type cassette heterochromatin formation; negative regulation of rDNA heterochromatin formation. Gene Ontology annotation, cellular component: Rpd3L complex; Rpd3L-Expanded complex. The transcript has 4 exons.
AUGUUCCGCCAUGUUGAUCCCAACCUUCCAAAUAUCCUUCUUUGCCCUUUACUAUAUAACAUUGGCGCGUCCAUGAUCAUUCUGCUUGAAAUCUACCAUCUAUAACUCCAUCAAUCAUCCACUGCAGCCAUCGCUCUCUCCACCCAUAGCCCGUCUUUUAGACUCGGAGCUACAGUGAACGGACAAUCGCUGGUCAACACAAGCUCAACCAACAACCAACAUCGCUCGAUACGGGACCUACGAGUGAGCGAGGGAGGCUCUACUAUAGUGCGAAUCCAUUAGCCUCCCCGUCAUUCAUUUUCUUCCACCCGAACAAUGGCAGGCACAUCCCCUCGCCGUUCUAUCCGCUCUCGUCCCCUCACACAGCAAAAUUCAAAUUCACAUCACUCCUCAGCCUCGUCGAACUCUUCCAGCAGAGGAGAGCGGAACACACGAACAUCUGCGAAAGCCGAAUCGCCGCGGAAGCUCACCUCCAACGAAUCACUCUCUUCGGAGCCUCUCGACGACAGAGUCGCGUCGUCCAUCGAAGAGUCGCUAUCGACACGCCGGCGGAAACGUGGGCAGACGGACGAACAAGAUAAAGAAUUGAAAGACAAGCGACCCGACAUGCCUAACGGCAUUAGCGAACCUGUUGGCGAGGAUGAUGAGGCCGUUCGCUGCAUCUGUGGCAGCGACGACUACCCCGGCCCGCCUCAGAUCAGCGACGAGGACAAGAAGGGCAUCAAAGAAGUCGUCGAACCCGACCUUAUAACCCCCGAAGACUACACCGAGGAUCUGGCCGGGUUUUUCCUACAAUGCGACAUGUGCAAGGUGUGGCAGCACGGCGGCUGCGUCGGGAUCAAGAACGAGGACAUGAGCCCCGACGAAUACUUUUGCGAACUAUGCCGCAGCGACCUUCACAAAGUCUUUACAGCCUCCAAUGGGCAAAAAUACUCGCACUACCUCCCCCUCUACCAGCACCAACACCAGCACCACCAGACGACGCUGUCGCGCAGCACCAGCCGCGCCAGCCGCGCCGCCUCCUUCUCGAAAGACGGCACGCGCUCCCCCCGCGCAGGCAGCAAGAACGGCCGCCCGACAUCGAGCAGCAUGAUGAGCGCGAACCAGAAGCGGCGCUCCACGAUGAACAGCCGCGACGCCGCGUACGACGAGGAAGAGCAGCUACGGCGCGCCAUCGAGGCGAGCAAGGGCGAGAAGUCUGAGAGCACCGACGGCGGCGGUGGUGGCACAAGCCGCAAACGCGGCCGAAGCGAUAGCGAAGAAAAGCAAGACUUCCCCAAGCGCCAACGCACGCUCUCGAACUCCCCCUCCCCCCAGAAAGAGGCCCUCACCCCCUUCGGCCCAUCAAACGACUCCGACGACGCGGAGACAACACGACCAGUAGGCGCCAAGAAGAUACGCGGCGCGGCGGCGCGGAAUCAUCGGGAGAAGGAGGCAAGGGAGGAGCGGGAGAAGACGAGGCUCGAGGCGGCGAAUAAGCGGAAGGGAAGGGCGGAGAGGAGGAGGGUUGAUGACCUCGAACCACCAGAAGAUCUCCUCCCAUCCACCCCCACCCCCACCGCCCCCUCCACAACCGUCCCCCAACCCACCACCACAGACACACCUCCCGCACCCCCCGCAUCAAUCCCCCCUUCCUCCCCUCCCCCGCCAAAAACAACACCCUCAACCACAACCACCAACACAACAACCAACACCAUUACCACCGCCGCCGCCACAACAAGCACAACAACAAGCCACAAAAAAGGCGGUCGCCCCGCCCACACCCGCAAAGGAAAAGUAGGGAAAAACCAGUACACCCGCGACCGCGACGCCGACGACUCGCAUAACACUACCAACGCCUCGCCGCGGCGUAGCGAGAGUCGUGAAGGUGGAGUAGGAGGAGCAGGGGGUAGAGGAGGGGGGGAAGAAGGAAGGAGAGGUGGUGGAGCGGGCGGGGGAGGGAGGGGAAAGACGAGUAUAUUGGAUAUGAGGAGGCGGGUUGCGGGGAUGUUGGAGUUUAUUUCGCGCACGCAAGUGGAGAUGGCGGAGAUGGGGGAUACGGGGGAGGCGGAGAGGGUUGUUAGGGCGUUGGGGGGGGUUGUUGGGGUGGAUUUUGGGAGUGCGGGGCAUAAUGCGGGAGGUGGUGGGGGGGGAAGAGGGGGGAUACGAGGACAGAUGAUGAUAGGCCGAGGGAGUUUGGGGAGUUGA